This is a messenger RNA of Symbiodinium pilosum, 972 nucleotides long. NCBI's taxonomy places the organism in Eukaryota, Dinophyceae, Suessiales, Symbiodiniaceae. The record is from the annotation of a GenBank genome assembly.
AUGUUCUGGGCUGCUAGCUGUGAGCGAGCCUGGGGAUCCUGGAAGCUUGAUGCUGUGUGGCGCUACUGGGACCACUUCCUCACAGAGUUCUUCCCCUCGGAGGUGCUCGUGCUGUCAGUUUCCAACCUCGACUUUGAGCGCUUUUGGAGCGGCCCGGGGGCACCUGCGGCCGCUCCGCCCAAAGCGGCGGAAGGUCUUUUGUUGCGGGAUGCUUUUAUUUCUGGCAUCCUUCCAGAGCGGGAAUCUUGUAUCCGAGCAGGCGAGCCGCUCGCGGAGCCCUCCGCCUCGGAGCUCCAGCCGAGGAUCGUCCAAAGCAAGCUCGAGCUCCGACAGCAGCUCCUGUCACAGUGCCACGGAAGUGAGUCGCAGCUGACGCGCCGUCAGCUGCUGGCGCUGGCCGAGCGCUUCUCCUUCCCUCCUCAGGACAACCGCCUCGGCAGUGCCUUUGUGCUGGUCCGAGCCACCGAAAACACCUGGGUCCUUGCGCAGAUCUUGGACAUCGAGAAGACCGAUCCAUACCUGCUGAAGAAGGAGAGGCGGCCGUCGAAAAAGCGUGAAUUUGAUUGGAAACUUCGUCUCCAGCGCGGAAAUGAUGAAAAGUCGGUGAAGGUUGGAGCCAUCUCCAACCGAAAAGUAGAUAGACACCACAUGAUGGCCUGGAAAGAGGCCAGCAACAUUACUGAGGAAGCCGAAGCCGUGAUGUACGACCUGCAAGAGGUUUCCAGGAAAAUGGUUUCAAUCAAAGCGCAACUCCCGAGCACGGGCACGCCGCGGUCCACGCCUCGCUCGGACCCGGCGCCCCCCUCGGAUGUGGCACCGUCUUUGGACCAGCGGUGUGGGUCGGAGCCCAAAGAGACGCCCACGCCCAGCAGGAACGAAGAUCCUCCACAAGAGCCGCCUCCAGCCGAGGAUCCAGAACUCUCCGUUUAUGAGAACUUGUUGGGCUCGCAUCAACUGCGACGUGGGUUCUAG